AUGAAUAUUCGUCAACAAAUCACUCAAUUUUUAUCACUAGCAUAUGUUUUUUCAUCAGCAUUUAUGUUAUGGAAAACAUUAUCAGUAAUAGCCAAUUCUCAUUCUCCUAUAGUUGUGGUAUUAUCAGGAUCAAUGGAACCAGCAUUUCAAAGAGGUGAUAUAUUAUUUUUAUGGAAUAGAGAUCAACAACAAAAAGUUGGUGAUAUAGUUGUUUAUGAAAUUGAUGGGAAAACUAUCCCCAUAGUUCAUCGAGUCUUGAGAGAACAUCAUAAUCAACAAAAACAAUUAUUAUUAACAAAAGGUGAUAAUAAUGCUGUUGAUGAUUUAUCAUUAUAUGCUAAAAAACAACAAUAUUUAAAUCAAAAAGCUGAUUUGGUUGGUACCGUGAAAGGAUAUUUACCAUUUAUUGGAUAUGUAACGAUUUUAAUUAGUGAAAAUGUUUAUUUCAAAUAUGGUAUGUUAGGAUUAUUAGGUUUAUCAUCAUUAUUCUCCAAUGAAUAA
This is a messenger RNA of Candida dubliniensis CD36, 501 nucleotides long. Its product is annotated as signal peptidase complex catalytic subunit. Gene Ontology annotation, molecular function: serine-type endopeptidase activity. The record is from RefSeq and is a predicted model, not a curated record. Gene Ontology annotation, cellular component: membrane; signal peptidase complex. The transcript has a single exon. Bases 1 to 501 code for a protein of 166 amino acids. NCBI's taxonomy places the organism in Eukaryota, Fungi, Ascomycota, Pichiomycetes, Serinales, Debaryomycetaceae.